AUGGCGACAUCAGAAACAGAACCACGUUGGAGUAUUGAAAUCGUUAAUGAAAAUGAUCUAGUUGAUUUAUUACCUUUAAUGCAUGCUUAUUGUGAAUUUUAUCAUCAAACUGAACAAAUUCCUAUAAUUAGUGAUGAUGCUCUUAUGGGUGUAUCUCGUGCACUUAUAGCUAAUCCAACUCAUGAAGGUAUUCAACUUAUUGUUCGUAAUUUUAAAGAACGAACACCAAUUGGUUUUGCAACUAUAUACUGGUGUUGGUCUACAUUAAUUGGAGGUCGUUGUGCAAUUAUGAAUGAUCUUUUUAUUUGCGAACAAUAUCGUGGUCAAGGUAUUGCUGAUAUUGUUAUUACUGAAUGUGCACGACAAGCACGUGAACAUGGUGCUCUAUCUCUAGCAUGGGAAACUUCAAUAGAUAAUAAACGUGCUCAAACUGUCUAUAAUAGAAGUGGAGCAUCGAAAAGUCAUCGAUGGUUACAUUAUUCACUUUCUUUAUAA
Molecule: messenger RNA, 495 nt
Organism: Rotaria sordida
Lineage: Eukaryota; Metazoa; Rotifera; Eurotatoria; Philodinida; Philodinidae
Source: the annotation of a GenBank genome assembly